Messenger RNA from Pelagomonas calceolata, 1020 nucleotides. Lineage: Eukaryota; Pelagophyceae; Pelagomonadales; Pelagomonadaceae. The record is from the annotation of a GenBank genome assembly.
UUUCGGGCACGUCUUCUUCGGGGUGCGGGCGGCCUUCUGGUUUCGUACUUCAACGUGGGUCAAAUCUUGUAGAGUCAUCAUGAACACUAUGUUUCACAGAUGUCCGCGCUACUCCGUGCGCUCCGUGCACUUGCGCCCUUUGCUGCUUGAAAAUUUUCUAGACAUUUUGGCGGCUCGCCGGCACCUCGCUGUUACAUACAGCAAAUGUCGAUCUCGACACCGUGCACGAAUUGAUCCCAUGACACGUUGUCAUUCUCCCUCGACGCCUAUCCAUCGAAGAGCUCCAAGACCGCGCCGCCGCUCACGCCCGACUGCUCGUGAGCCAAUGAGCACUCGACGCGUCUUUCGUCCGCCGCAUGCACUAUUGGUUACGCGUGUGUCGCCGAACCAGAGCAACGCAGCGCUCUUAAUAGGUGCACGUGCCAAAAACUCGCAAGCCACGUCGGCUCGGCACCGGUCGCCAGGCGCGGCGCGCAGGCGGCGGCAGCGCCAAGCGCACGUUCCGCUUCCAACGUCCACAAACUCGCCAACGCAAAGUACGCCCGGCUUAAGCGCCCAGUUCUUGAGGACGCACCACCGCCGGGUGCGGCGCGGCAGCUUCUACGCCGCGGGCUUCUCGGGGAUCAGGCGAGCACCGCUCGCGAGCGCCGCUACGCACGCCUUCGUCGCCGCUGCAGCGGGGCAGCGCGACGACGGCGCACGAUGCCGCAGCGACCGCAGGUUUGACGGUUUUGACGUCGUCGUGCUCCGUCGCGGACGCCGCCGCAGCGCCGAGCUUUGACAGCGCGUGGCGCCACGAGGCAGCAGAUCGGGCGCAGACGGCGACGACUGCUCUUCUCUUGCGUAGCGUGUCGCAGUGGGUGCGCAGGGUGUACCAGCCGGAGCUCAGGAGGAAAACCGAUAGGUCGUUGUCGUCACCUGCUACUGCUAUAUGCAUCCUACACGUAUGCGAAUCGCGUCCUCAUGCUGCGCGCUGCGCGUGCGAGGUGCACGGGAUGAAGUGCGGCUGGUGUGCGUGCG